This is a messenger RNA of Mycena citricolor, 1204 nucleotides long. The record is from the annotation of a GenBank genome assembly. NCBI's taxonomy places the organism in Eukaryota, Fungi, Basidiomycota, Agaricomycetes, Agaricales, Mycenaceae.
CUGAAUCCGACCCAGACGGCUGGCUAUCAGUCACUUGCAUGCAGCCACUGCUGUAUUUCCGAUUCCCGCCCACCCCUCUCAUUCGCACCUUGCUCAAUUUUCGACCUCGAUGCUUUAUGUCGCUUCCUCCUCGACGCCUCCGAAUUCCAAUGAUCAUGCGCCGCGUGGAAAGUAGGACACUGGAAAGGGUCCGAAGCCGCCUAGAAGUUAUUUCCGGUUUUCCACGUUCUGAUUAUCCGAGGCGCGGCGAGGCGUGAUCUUCCCCGCGCUAUGUCGCGUUCCCGUGCGCAUCUCACCGCGUACUUCCCAAACGCUCGGGCAGGGUCGGAUGGCGGUUUGUUGACGAUCAAUAGUAUGGUGCCAACCAGUCUGGGCCAGCGGAUCACCAUCGCUGUUAUAGUCUCCGAGAUCUUAUUGCAAGCGACCUCUCUUAAAUAGACCGAGGCAGCAGCGAUGUUUUCCCCGGACUCGAACUCUCCUCGAACCAGACCUCAUGAUCGGCGCAGCACUCCUCCUCCUCUCCCUCCUGGCCCCCCUCCAGGUCCUCGCCGCCGGGGGCUACGUCCAGAAGCCGUCGGGAGUCGCGACGUUCACGGUGUACUCCGGAUGCAAGACCCCGGCCUGCGGACGGACCGGGUCUGGCUACACCGCGGCCAUCAACCAGCUUGCGUUCGGCUCGCUGCCGGGCAUGGGCGCAGGCGACUCGUGCGGCCGCUGCUUCGCGCUGACCGCCACCUCGGACCCGUACGACGCGGGCUUCAAAGGGCCCUUCGGAAAGUCCAUCGUGGUCAAGGUCACGGACAUGUGCCCGCACACCGCCGGCGGAACGGGCUUCUGCGACCAGUCCGUUUCGCGUCCGCUCAACCAGUUCUCCGCGCCUGUCCACUUCGACAUCUGCUCGGACACCGGAGGCGCGGCUGCCUUCUUCCCGCCCCCGCGCGGCGCGCUGAAGGGCACAUUCAAGGAGGUCAGCUGCAGCACCUGGUCCGGCUCGGAUGGCGCGCCGCUCUGGAACGGAGGCUGCCUGAGCGGCGAGAAGGCAUCCUUCUGGCCGGCGGUCAGUGGCUGCGGCAACGUCGGUUCCGCUCCCGCAUAAGCUGUCAGAGGGCUCGCACAUCCAUCCAACUCUCGAAUAAACUACAACUUUGUCAUUUUCUUACGUCUCAUAACGUCUCAUGAACUUGGGUUUCCCUUUUCGGACUAA